CACCAAUCAAUACUAAUAGAUAUUUAAGGAAUAAAAUAAAAUAAGAUGAGAUUGGGCUAUGCAUUGUUACCCAUGUCAUUGUUGGCUUCUGGGGUGUCUGCUUCUUCCGAUGAAACUUCGGCUGCUUUCUAUCAAUUGAGCACUCCAAGUCUGGCAAGAAGUCCUGUACUUGAUACCAAGGAAGCACUCAUUUACUUGGCUGAUAAAUAUGAUGUUUCCGAUUAUUAUAACUUGGGAGAUAAUGAAGAAUUGUUUGACUUACUUUCUAAUGAACGUGAAAAGCAAACAAAUGACCAAAAAUCAAAAUUGAUCGCCGUUAUUAAUGGUGUUGCCCACCCAAACACUCUUUUCUCUAAGAAUGGAAUUAACCCAACCAUCAAGAUUAACAGUGAUGAAGACAGUACUAAAUCCUUGGUUAACCAAGUCCUUCAUCGUUUCCCAACUCAAUAUGCCUCAUUGAACCGUGGUGUGGAAUCGAACAAAUUAACUGAAGAAAUUGUUUUAAUUUCAUCAACUUCAUCUUCAAAUGAAGCUUCAGUUGAACAUGAAUUAAUUACUCAUUUUAAAUUUUUCAAUGAAAAAUUACUUAGUAUCUGGAAAUCUUUCAAGACUUCCACUAUGGAAAGAAUUGGUCAUCAACAAGUUAUUCAAGAUAGAAUUCAAAACCCUUCCACUUUGGAUGUUAUCAAUGAUAAAUUAUUUAUUAAUGACCUUUCUCAACUUAUUCACUUGAAGAAUGUUGAACUUAACCCAGAAAAUGAAAAUGUUUUGUUUAUUAAAUUAAACUCAUUGGCAUCUCUUGGUAAGAAGGCUGGAUUUAAUUCUAAAACUUUUGAAUUUUCAUCCCAAGUAUUGGCUGAUUUCUUAGUCGAAUUAUCUAACGUUUAUGAACUUGACGUUCUUGUUACUUCUGACCAUCUUUCCAAGGAAGAUUUAGAACAAACUAGAAACUCUGAAUUAUUCAAAAGAUCAAAGGAAUUGGAAGCAAUUUUUGAAAGAGAUCUGGUAAAGGCUUCCAGUUCUGGCUUUUGUUUCAGCUCAGAAGAAGCUUGUCAAGCUUCAACUUCAAACUGUAACUCCCAUGGGGUAUGUAGCAAGGUGAAGUCUAAGUGUUGGUCAUGUUUGUGUUCCCCUACAUUUGACAAGAAGAAGUCAAAGACUACUAGAUGGGCUGGUGUUGACUGUGGCAAGAAACAAAUUUCUUCAGAAGCAAAUUUGUUAUUGUGGACAGGUGUUGCCUUGUUGGUUUUGAUUGCAGGUGGUAUUAAGUUGUUGUAUGAAGUUGGCACAGAGUCGUUACCUGGUGUUUUGGAUGCUGCUACUUCUGUUAAAAAGACUACAUAAUUAACAAGGUCAAGAUUGAAUCCACUUUAUAUUUUAAAUAAUAAGUUUACGAGUAGUAUCUCGUAUCUAGAUUUUUAGUUCAAAAAUACACUAUAUAUAUAC
This is a messenger RNA of [Candida] anglica, 1446 nucleotides long. The record is from the annotation of a GenBank genome assembly. NCBI's taxonomy places the organism in Eukaryota, Fungi, Ascomycota, Pichiomycetes, Serinales, Debaryomycetaceae.